GGCCGCUCCCGCCCGUUGUCCCUGCAGUCCCCGACGGGAGCGCCAUGGCCCAGCCGCCGCCCGACGUGGAGGGGGACGACUGUCUCCCCGCGUACCGCCACCUCUUCUGCCCGGACCUGCUGCGGGACAAAGUGGCCUUCAUCACAGGAGGCGGCUCUGGGAUUGGGUUCCGGAUUGCUGAGAUUUUCAUGCGGUGAGACUGCUCUGUGUCCCUUCCCUGCUCCUCGCUUCUCCCUGCCCGGGCCCUGCUGGAUGCCCGACCCCUGGAAAGAUGUUGGUGGGAGGUAGAUGUCCCCUGCUCACCUACCCGACAGGAUCCAGGUGCCUGCCAGAGGGACUGGGGAGCGGUCGAGGAUUGCCCUGGGGGGAGUCAGGACUUCGAGGCUCCUACAGGCACGGCUGCCAUACGGUGAUUGCCAGUAGGAGCCUGCCGCGAGUGCUGACGGCCGCCAGGAAGCUGGCUGGGGCCACCGGCCGGCGCUGCCUCCCUCUCUCUAUGGACGUCCGAGCGCCCCCAGCUGUCAUGGCCGCCGUGGACCAGGCUCUGAAGGAGUUUGGCAGAAUCGACAUUCUCAUUAACUGUGCGGCCGGGAACUUCCUGUGCCCCGCUGGCGCCUUGUCCUUCAACGCCUUCAAGACCGUGAUGGACAUCGACACCAGCGGCACCUUCAACGUGUCUCGUGUGCUCUAUGAGAAGUUCUUCCGGGACCAUGGAGGGGUGAUCGUGAACAUCACUGCCACCCUGGGGAACCGGGGGCAGGCGCUCCAGGUGCAUGCAGGCUCCGCCAAGGCCGCUGUGGACGCGAUGACGCGGCACUUGGCUGUGGAGUGGGGUCCCCAAAACAUCCGCGUCAACAGCCUCGCCCCCGGCCCCAUCAGUGGCACGGAGGGGCUCCGGCGACUGGGUGGCCCUCAGGCCAGCCUGAGCACCAAGGUCACUGCCAGCCCGCUGCAGAGGCUGGGGAACAAGACCGAGAUCGCCCACAGCGUGCUCUACCUGGCCAGCCCUCUGGCUUCCUACGUGACGGGGGCCGUGCUGGUGGCCGAUGGCGGGGCAUGGCUGACGUUCCCAAACGGUGUCAAAGGGCUGUCGGAUGUCGCAUCCUUCUCUGCUAAGCUCUAGGAAUCUUCCGGCCGCUGCUUCCCGCCGCCUCACUCAGCCAGGUGGAGAGCACCAAUCUGAACCAGCAAUGCCUGCAGCCCAGCCCCUCCUCUGAACACUCAGCUAUUACUGCGCUUUCCCUCCCCACGGCCCCAACUCCAGGGCAGGAGCAACUGGACAGUGGGCCUGGCCCGUGGAGCUGCCACGCAGGUGCCUGAGGGCCAGGUGCCACGCAGGUGUCUGAGGACCAGGUGCCACGCAGGUGGUGGGGGUACAGACAAGAUGCUGGGAUGUCCCCUGCCCCAUGGUCAAGGGUGUCCUGCCUGCCUGGGUCCAGGGCCUGAGGGAGCCACAUGGAUCCCGAGACUUGUGUUCUCUUGGCUGAAAACACUGAGGUGCUCCCAUCUGUGCGUGGCCCAUGAGCUGGGAUGGUCCUCCAGCUGCCCACAAGGUCCGCCCCUCUGUCUCUGCACCACCUGUUUGCAUAAACACACUUUGCUACAAUCUUGCUAGUGCGUUUUCUUAAAAGAUAAUCUAUUUACUGUAAAAAUAAAUUGGACUUUGCAAAAGCUUUUAGAAGGAAAAGAAAGAGGAUUAAAGAGAAUUGCUGGUGA
Pan troglodytes (chimpanzee) is the source of this 1716-nucleotide messenger RNA. RefSeq names its product 2,4-dienoyl-CoA reductase 2 (gene DECR2). The transcript has 9 exons. Gene Ontology annotation, molecular function: 2,4-dienoyl-CoA reductase (NADPH) activity. Gene Ontology annotation, cellular component: peroxisome. The record is from RefSeq and is a predicted model, not a curated record. The coding region runs from base 272 to 1123 and encodes 283 amino acids. NCBI's taxonomy places the organism in Eukaryota, Metazoa, Chordata, Mammalia, Primates, Hominidae. Gene Ontology annotation, biological process: fatty acid catabolic process.